AUGAGAGCUGUAAACCUAUUUUUUGUUUCCGCCCUGUGCACGCGAGUGCAUAGCUACGAUGCGCAACAACUCCUCAGCUCGCUCGACCUUUCCGGGAGCUCGUACCAAUGCGACAAUGGUGUGAAGCCUUCGAUUGCAUGCGUUGAUCCAGCGACAAACCAUGACACCUGCUCUUGUACUUGUACCAACGGCAUCAAGUUUGAUCAACCUCUCGAUCCGUUCUCCUAUACCGCCAACGGAGGUAGCGGCCCAGGUCUCGCAAACAACUCUGCAUGCCAGGCCGACAAAGACCUUUUGAUGGCCAAGAUCAAAGAUCUCGAAGACGACCAGCAAAAGCACCUGGCCGAGAUCAAAGAUCUCAAAGAUGGCCAGCAAGAGUAUAUUCAACGCGAGAAAGGAUUGUCGGAGGAGUUGAGUAUAUGCAAGGGCAAACCCUUCGUUUACCAGGGUUGCUACACCGACGGUGAGAACAGAGUGCUAGCUGAUGGCCUCGUGAAAGAUUCAGCAAUGACAGUUGAAAAAUGCGCGAGUAUCUGUAAGAACUAUAUGCAUUAUGGAGUCCAGAACGGCAAUGCUUGCCUUUGCGGAAAAGCUUUCAAACAGCCCACGGCAAAGGUCGCAGAAGGAGAGUGUAAUCAGAACUGUUCUGGUUACGCCAAACAGAAAUGUGGAGGUCCGUGGAAAAAUUCUUUGUAUUCAAGAACUAUCUGA
Molecule: messenger RNA, 711 nt
Organism: Alternaria alternata
Lineage: Eukaryota; Fungi; Ascomycota; Dothideomycetes; Pleosporales; Pleosporaceae
Product: WSC-domain-containing protein
Exons: 2
Coding region: 1-711 (236 amino acids)
Cellular component (GO): plasma membrane
Source: RefSeq, a predicted model, not a curated record